Diprion similis is the source of this 462-nucleotide messenger RNA. Its product is annotated as NF-kappa-B inhibitor cactus-like. Lineage: Eukaryota; Metazoa; Arthropoda; Insecta; Hymenoptera; Diprionidae. The record is from RefSeq and is a predicted model, not a curated record. The coding region runs from base 1 to 462 and encodes 153 amino acids. The transcript is spliced from 2 exons.
AUGAUAACCUCUGACCCCGUGAUAAAUGGGUUGGUCGCAUAUUUCAACUACUUUAUAAAAAUGGAAAAGUCUGCAUUUGAAGAUCUGUUUAAAAGAGACCGAGAGACGGGAGAGACAAUCUUUCACGAGCUGGCGGAAUGUGGAGCGUUGAGGGUACUGUACCGGAUUCACGAGCGGACCAGCGGAGCAUUCGUCAACUUAAUACAAAUCAAAAACUACCGUGGUGAGCUUUGCACUCACGUAGCUGCGAGAUGUCACAGCGGGAUUCGUGCCAUAAACCUUAUCGAAAUACUAGUACUGAUGGGCGCUGAUGUGAAUGAAAGGGAAUCAUGCGGAGGUGAGACCGUACUUCAUACAACCGUUUUCAAGAGAGAUUACGAGCUGGCAGAGUGGUUGUGCAAACAUCCACAAAUCAAUUUAGAUGCGAGAAAUUACGGUCGACUGACGGCCUUUCAAAUAUGA